AUGGCGCCUAACUAUGCCAAUGGCAACGCCUACGGUCUGCCGACCUCUUCCUACAACAACCGCGCCGCGAGCACAUCCCUUGCCGAAAGCCUCCUGUCAGCCCUGCAGAACCUUCUGAGGCGGGGACGGAGAUACUGGAACGGACGCGGCCGCAUCGUUGCUGGGAACUUGGCCAUGCAGGGUGCUCACCACGUCUCGAGGAACCUGGUGUCUCGUCGCCUCCUGAGCUUCCCGCACCUGCUGGUGGCCCUGUGGAUGCUGGUCAUGCUAUACGGGGAGCGGUGGAUCUUCAUGAGCAAGGUGCAGAGCUGCGACUGGGACCACUGGGAGAAAUGGCCGGCAGGAGCGACGCCGCACCGCUUGAUCUUUGUUGCCGACCCCCAGCUCAUCGACCCUCAUUCAUACCCAGGCCGCCCGUGGCCUUUGAACCCCUUGACCUAUACGAUAACAGACAACUACAUGCGAAGGUCAUACAGGGCGCUUCAGAAGGAGCUACAGCCAGACACAGUCAUGUUUCUUGGAGACCUGUUCGACGGUGGGAGAGAGUGGUCAACCGCACAUGGAGGCUUCGAAGAACCCGAGUGGAUGAAGGGGGAGCGACCUGCCGACGAGGCGAAAUACGCAAAACAGUGGAGUAAGAAAUACGGCGAAGACUUCUGGCUGCAAGAGUAUGCCAGGUUCGGCGGCCUGUUCUACGACAACUGGCGAUUGGGCGGCCUGUUCCCUGGAAGGUGGCAGCGGGGCAAGAAGAUCAUCCCCAGUUUGCCUGGGAACCAUGAUCUCGGUUUCGGGCCCGGGGUAAAACCCAUGGUGAGGAAACGUUUCAGCGCGUAUUUUGGAGAGACGAAUCGGGUCGACGUCAUUGGGAACCAUACCUUCGUGUCUGUUGAUGCCCUGUCACUGAGCGCCGGCACCCACCAGAAGAUGGAACGGGCCGACUUGAGCGAGAUCUACAAACCCGUACACGACUUCCUCGACGAGGUCAAGGGGACCAAACGGAGGUUGGCAGCCAAGGAGGUGAGGUUCUGGCGUGGGGAGAGUGAAGAUCUAAGCUACAACCAUAAAGUCGAGGACGUCAGCGAUGCUUCCUUCAAAAACCUGCCAUCGUUGGACCAAGGAGAGGACGGGCCUGACUUCCCGACAAUUCUCCUGUCCCACGUGCCCCUAUACCGGGAACCUGGGACGCCGUGUGGUCCGCUGAGGGAACAUUGGCCGCCCGCAAAACCGCCGGAAGGCCAGACAACACCUGUCAAACCCGACAUGCGCAACGCCCUCCACAUAUCAGCAGGCUACCAGUACCAAAACACGCUCACCGAAGAGGACUCGGUGAGACUUGUGAAGAGCAUCGGAAACGUGGUCCACGCCUUUUCGGGGGACGAUCACGACUAUUGCGAGGUGGUCCACUCGAGUUCGAAGGAUAACGUUCGAGAGAUCACGGUCAAGAGUCUGAGCAUGGCCAUGGGUGUGCCGACCCCGGGAUUCCAAAUGGUCUCGUUAUAUAACCCCAUCGACGAGAACGGGAAGUCGCUAUCGAGGGAUACAAAACCCACCUUGCAGACACAUCUCUGCUUGCUUCCCCAGCAGCUCUCCACUUUUGCGACAUAUGCCGUCCUCGGCAUACUCACCGUCGUGAUUCUUGUCAUUCGCGCCUUCUUGGUACCCGUGCUGAACCUGCAGCCAUUUGCCCUGGACGGCCUCCCCCUAUCGAAUGGCGCGGUCCUGCCGACGCACGUCAAGGCCAAGUUCGAGGCCGACCCGGAAGAAGGGUACGGCCUGCCGACCUCGGGCCACUCGACCUCCAAGUUCCUCUCGGCGCGCACGCGCGGCCGUGGCGCGUCCAUCACCAACGGCGCCGCGCGCGGCAACUCGCCCAACACGAAGAGCGGCAAGUGGGGCUGGGGCGAGACCCGCGGCCCGCGGAUCGAGAUCAGGCGAGACGUCUGGGAUGGCGGACGGUCAGACGGCACCCUGUGGCAGGCCGCCCGGCGUCCCACCUGGCGGUCGGCGCUGCAGUCACAGACGGCGCUCGUGGGCCGCGAGAUCUGGACCACGACCUGGAGGGUCGCCUGGAUGGCGCUCGGGUUCUACGCCUAUCUCACAUACAAGGGCUAG
Neoarthrinium moseri is the source of this 2112-nucleotide messenger RNA. RefSeq lists its product as uncharacterized. Gene Ontology annotation, biological process: GPI anchor biosynthetic process. Gene Ontology annotation, cellular component: endoplasmic reticulum. Lineage: Eukaryota; Fungi; Ascomycota; Sordariomycetes; Amphisphaeriales; Apiosporaceae. The transcript is spliced from 2 exons. The record is from RefSeq and is a predicted model, not a curated record. Bases 1 to 2112 code for a protein of 703 amino acids.